Haplochromis burtoni (Burton's mouthbrooder) is the source of this 8119-nucleotide messenger RNA. RefSeq names its product RNA guanylyltransferase and 5'-phosphatase (gene rngtt). Gene Ontology annotation, biological process: protein dephosphorylation; 7-methylguanosine mRNA capping. The record is from RefSeq and is a predicted model, not a curated record. Bases 378 to 2183 code for a protein of 601 amino acids. The transcript is spliced from 16 exons. Lineage: Eukaryota; Metazoa; Chordata; Actinopteri; Cichliformes; Cichlidae. Gene Ontology annotation, molecular function: mRNA 5'-triphosphate monophosphatase activity; ATP binding; mRNA guanylyltransferase activity.
GAUACGAUUUGCCGCCGUAUAAAAAUACCAGUAGAAGAAGAAGAAGAAGAAGAAGGCUCACUGAGGUGUUGCUAGCUGAUUGCUAAAAACCUAGAUUUAUGGUAGACAAAUGAAAAAGAUAGCUGAAUUUCUUCAGAGGCUGAUCUGCAGUGGAUCGGAACAGCCUGCGUUUCGUGUAAAAUGCCUCCUAGUCUGUCAGAAGGUUAACCGGGCUUAAACUUGCUGGCUGAUUCUCCUGAAUUAGGAGCUAAAGGGCCCUGAGUCCGCAGUGCUCGGGUGAAUAUCUACCCAGCAUCUGCUGUGGGGGAGAGAAGCAGCAUCAAGCAACGGGGUUAUUGAUAUUAGAGGCUUUUAGAUAUUACCAACCUCAACUCAACAUGUCAAAUAACGGACCUCCUCCUCGAUGGCGCAAUUGUCCUAGAAGAGGGCAACUUGUGGCAGAGAAAUUCCUGCCAAUGAAAACGAUGUUAGGUCCCAGAUAUGAUGACCAAGUUGCAGAGGAGAACAGGUUCAAUCCGAGCAUGCUGUCCAACUAUUUAAAAAGUCUAAAGGUGAAAAUGGGUUUGCUCGUAGACUUGACGAACACGACUCGCUUUUAUGACCGCAGUGAAAUUGAAAAAGAAGGGAUAAAAUAUAUGAAGCUUCAGUGUAAGGGCCAUGGGGAGUGUCCUUCAGAAGAGACCACUGAGAUGUUCAUCAGGCUCUGUGAACACUUCAAUGAGAAGAAUCCCACAGAUUUGAUAGGUGUUCACUGCACGCAUGGCUUCAACCGGACAGGCUUUCUGAUAUGUGCGUACCUGGUGGAGAAGAUGGACUGGAGCAUCGAGGCAGCGGUGGCUGCUUUUGCCCAGGCUCGGGCCCCGGGGAUCUACAAGGGAGACUACCUCAAAGAGCUUUUCCGUCGCUAUGGUGACGGGGAGGGCGCACCACCUGCCCCCGAGCUGCCAGAAUGGUGCUUUGACGACGACGACGGGGACGUGGACGACGACGGCAACGCGGUUGGCCAGGAGUCGGGCCCCAGCUCCUCUGGGUCGGCGCCCGGCAAGCGGAAGAAAGAGAAGAUAAAACUGGGUGCAGUAUUUCUUGAAGGUGUCAAUGUGAAAGGCGUCACACAGGUCACCAUACAACCCAAGUUAGGCGAGAUCCAAAGAAUGUGCCAGGAGAUGGCCGAGUGGGACAAGUCUGGUUUUCCUGGUGCGCAGCCUGUGUCCAUGGACAGGCAAAACUUGCGUUUCCUCGAGCAGAAUCCAUACAAAGUCAGCUGGAAAGCCGACGGCACGCGGUACAUGAUGCUCAUCAAUGGAAAAAAUGAGGUGUACAUGAUCGACAGAGACAACGCCGUCUUCCACAUAUCAAAUCUAGAGUUUCCUUUCCGGAAAGAGCCACGUGUCCACCUAUCAAAUACUCUGUUGGAUGGGGAGAUGAUCAUCGACAAGGUGAACGGUCACCCCGUGCCUCGCUAUUUGAUAUAUGACAUCAUCAAAUUCAAUGGACAGCCUGUUGGCCAGUGUGAUUUCAAUAUCCGGCUGUUAUGCAUAGAAAAGGAAAUAAUUUCUCCCAGGAACGAAAAGAUGAAGACUGGACAGAUUGACAAGACCAAGGAGCCCUACAGUGUCCGACAAAAGCCCUUCUAUGACAUUCAUGCUUCACGCAAGCUCCUAGAAGGCAGUUUCACAUCCCAGGUCAGCCAUGAAGUCGAUGGGCUUAUCUUCCAGCCAUGUGGGAGGUACAAGCCUGGAAGGUGUGACGACAUCCUCAAAUGGAAGCCCCCCAACCUCAACUCUGUGGACUUUCGUCUCAAGAUCACCAAAGUCGGAGGAGAAGGGCUACUACCACAGACCUUUGGGUUCCUCUAUGUUGGCAACUACGACAGGCCCUUUGCGCAGAUGAAGGCCACUAAAGAGCUGAAACAAUACGACAACAAGAUCAUUGAGUGCACCUUUACCAACAACAGCUGGGUGUUCAUGAGGCAGAGGGUGGACAAGAGCUUCCCCAACUCCUAUGAUACAGCCAUGGCUGUGUGUCAAAGCAUCCGGGAGCCCGUCACUAAGGAAAUCCUUUUGGAGUAUCUGGACCGCUGUGCUCAGGGAGCACAAUCCCAAAACCGGAAAAACCCGCGAGACCCAGACUCUGAGCUAAUGCCCCCUCCCCCUCCAAAGAGACCCAACCGGGCCAUCCCGUAGCCCGUAGCUACGCCUUUGGGACUGCUCCACGGUUACGGUGUACAUCCAGCCACUCACACCCCAACAGAUAAAGGACAUUUCAAGGCUUUCUUACCUGCAGCACGUUUGCUUUAUCAGCCCAUACAUGUCGGGGCACCAGAAAACCUCGAUGUCAUUAAAUUACAUUGUAGACCUUUGUAGCUUUAAUUGCCUGUGUUCUUAUUAAAAUGUUAAAAAAAAAAAAAAAAUUACGCUUAGGUAAUUUUUUUUUUCAUUGUUUUGCUGUUUAUAAUUUUAAACAACUGAGCUAAUUGGUAUUUAUUUACUUGGGAAUUGUUAUAGCAACAAAUAACACCUGACAAACCGUGUUCAUGUUUUGUCAACUAGUUCCUUAAUUUGAUUUUGAAAGAGGAGUAAACAUCUUUAAAGCUCAGUCUGCUGUCUUGAUGAGUCUACACUACAAAAAUAGUUUCCACCAUCAGGUCUCAUGUAGAUUUACACAAAGCUGCGCAGAUGUUCAAUUAACAGAUUAAGGUUUCUCAUUGAGUUCCACCUGUAAGACUCAGGCGGGGGUUUCCAAAUGUUUUCAUAUCUCAGAUAAGGAUUAAAUCUCAGUACUCUGCCUCAGCCCAUCUGUGUGGACUUUUGUUUUAAAGGCCACAUGGGUGGGCGGGGGAGAUGACAACGUGAUUACACAGUCUCUACAAAGUAACUACAACUACAAAACCAGUGAAGUCAAGCUGCAGAUGGGUGGCACACAAAAGGAAACAAAAAUCAACAAAUUGUCUCGCAGAAGUGAAGAAGCUUCAAACGGAAGGAUAAAUACAACUUUUCCAGAAGAUUAGAGCCUCAAAUCGCUUGACUUUGAUUUUAAUUCGCCAUGCGCUCGUUGUUCCCCAGUUUUCAUCUACACCGAGGUAUUAAAGCUAAAAGGUUUAUGCUAUAUCCAGCAUCAAAGUGAAGAACACUGGUUUUUGUGUUUAGCCAAUUAGGAUUUUGUUUUUAAAAAAAUGUCUUGUGUGCCAUGUGAUUUGGCUUCAAAAAGGCAGAAAAAAUCUUAGACACUUUUCAGUCUAAGAAACCGCACAUCUGUGUGAAAAACAUCUUCAUUUUAAGGUGUAUUUUGUUUGCCAAGGACGAGGUAACAGUUUAAUAGAAAAGUUGCUUCACUUAGAUUUAACUGAUUUUUCUCUGAAGGCCCCGGGCAGGAGGGCAAAACACAACAAAAUGCUUAAAGCAUGUUAAAGCAAAAUCAAACAGAAGCUUAAAGAAUAAAUGCUGACUGUAAUGUGCUGUAGUUACAAAAUAAACAGUAAUGUCUAUACUAAUUGUUACAUAACCACCUGCCACAGAAUAAUAUCUGUGAACAUGUGAGUAGGGAUACUUUCAGUUGGGUCUUUUAUGUAUUUGGACUAUAAUCAUGGAUGAUGUUACUGAAUUAUGAGUUUGCAGCAUUAAUUCAAGAGGAUUAACAGUUCGGUCAUUUUUCACACAUUCCCUUCAUUUUUUUUUUUCAGGGUAUGAAUUGAUUGGACAUUUCACUGAUGAGCUCUUUCAAAGCUAGGUGUGACUUUUUCCCCCUCAUUACUUCAUGACGAGUCUGUUCAGACUUCCUUGUACCAACGCUCCAGAGCCUGGUGUAAAUUAUUUAAUAUAUUAGGUACAAUUGUGAGAUAAGAUGCACAAAAAAAAAUCACCAAUUUUCAGUGAAGGUAAUAAAAAAAAAAAAAUCUGUCUUCUUUGUCUGAACCUUUGGUGUGUCGACAUGUUUGAAAAGGUGGCUGAACUGCAUUAACAGUCAGUUUUACACCAUCAGGACAUGUGAAUUACAGUUUCAGUCUUGAAUUAGUCACCCCUGACAUUAAUUUAAGAAACAGACCAAAUUUCUACAUGUGACCACCAUGUUAUUUAUUUAACAGAAACUAAGUCAAAAUGAAGACUGUUUGUUGCCUCUAUAGGAAUGAAAGAGGUAAGUGGCAGCCAGGUGAAGCUAAUCAAAUGCACUUACUUCACUGCUCAUCUGCUGCACGUGUGAGCACCUCUAACUUGCUACCCAUCAAUCUACAAAGAGUUUAAGUCAUUUCCAAACAAUUAUUAACAGGUGGAAAGAGAUACUGAUAGUCUAGUCUUCCCAGGAGUGGACGUCAAAGUAAACUCACCACAAACGCAGACUGUGCACUUCUGAGAUACUGCAAAAUGAAGGGAAGAUUCUACGGGCCUCAGCAUGUUAAAUUUCAUGACAACACAAUUGGAAAAAGACUGGACAAGAACGCCGUGUUUGGAAGGUUUACUAGAAGAAAACCUCUUGGGUUUGAUUUGUAAAGUUGCAUCUGAACAAACAAGCCGACCAAGAUCAAAGUGCUUUAGACAAACGAGACCAAAGUGGAAAUGUUUGGCCAUAAUGCACAGUGAAAACCAAACAGUGCACCAAAUGUCAAGGUCACGCUGGUGGAGGAAUGAUGAUUUGGGUUGGUUUUGUAGCCACAGGACCUUCCAGGCCUGCAGUCAGUCGUAUGCGCUUCUGUAUAUAUUCUACAGUCAAAAUAGAGGACAUCUGUCUGAAAAAGGACCCCAAGUACGGCAGCAAACCUGCAACAAAAUGACUAAAAAUGGGGGGAGAAAAUCACUGUUGCAAUCAUCUAGUCAAAGUCCAGAUUUCAAUGCUGUGGUGGGACCUUAAGAAAGCUGUGCCUGCGAACCUCAAUGAACUGAAGCAACGCCACAGAGAAGAGUGGUCCAAAAUCCCUUUACAAUGAUAUGAGAGUCAUCAUGUGUUACGUCCCCACAUGAAGGGUAGGCGAAGAGGGUGGGGGACAGUAACAACUGGAUCCGGAUUGGAAUGAAAAGGACGCCAGGCAGAAGUGUUAAACACAAAAUAAGUCUUUAUUAUAACCAAUAACCAUGUAAACAGUAUCAAUAGAAAAAGACAGCAACGCUGCUAUUAGCAAUAAACCAGGCAGGCCAAACCAAGAAACUGGAGGCCGCUUCGCACACACGAAACAACUGCCCAGUUGAGAGCUACUCACAAAGAGCCACGCACGGUGGGGCUGGUCGGUCGGUCACUCUCUCACUCACUCACACACAGCGGACCUUUUCACACCUAGGCCAGAAUCACACACAGACCAGCUCAGAGGAAAUCCACCAAAAGCCUCUCCCACACCCACACUGCUCUCCUCCAGCUUAUCUCACCUCUGGAGGGUAAUUGGUGGUAAACAAGGGCAGAUGAGCAGCAGGUGUGUCCUAAAGGAGAAGGCAGGGGCAGAGAGAGACAAGGGGAGAAGAGGAAGAGGACAACACCACGCCCACACACUCCCACUGCUGUUCAUCUUAGGUUGUUUAGGAACAUAGAAAGAUCCAGAUGUAUGUAAACCUCCACAGUUUAAUUGUGUAAUAUGUGAGUGCUGUAAAGAGAAAAAAAAAAAGCUCCACAAUAUACCUCAGCAACUUGAGUGAAACAUUAAUCCUGACUUUUCAUAUUAGCACCACAUAUGCAGCCAUCUUUCUUGGCCAAAUUUCAGUGGAAAUGUCAGUGAAAGCUUGUGCCUGAUCUGUAUGCUGCGAGCAUAGAGAGUCACAGGCUGUGGCCAUGCAGAAAAAGCUAAUUAGAACAUUUAACAUACAAGAUUAAUCAUCGGCCUCGAGACAAACAAAUAUUUAUCUUUUUAAUUAAGUGUCCUGCUGAGGAGUAUGACAGGAAUAACAAGUCAUCAACCCAUACAAAACAGACACAUGCCCAGGUCCCCAGGCAGCAGUUUUCCGCCACCUCUAUAACCCAUUGUGUUGCGCUUGACCUCUGACCUCCCCGUGAGGCCCAGGCAAAUGAAGAUAAUUCCUCCUCCGAUUAUUAAACGUGCUCAGCGUGCUUUGUUUUAAUCCCUUCGGUAAAGCCUGUUGCCAGGAAACAUAUGGAUUAUUUUCUUAACCUGUUGCCCACAUUGUUGUUUGAGUAACUCCCAUCUGCAGCGCUCAUCGCCCACUGUUGUUUUUGUAGAAACGAUUUACACAGAGGACUAUGUAAUCAGCUAUAUUUAAUUGUUUGUUACGGGUCUCUCUAUCGCUCGCUCAUAGUGGAUGAUACCACUUUGACGUUCGGUGACUCUAUUUCUGCUUCUGUGUGACUAAAAGUUACUAUUUCAGAACAAUUGUGAGGUGCAACUUUCUUUGAAAUGUGUCUCUCUGCACCCCCGUGCUGCGAAGGAUUUUUUUUCCUUCUCUUUUAGGAUCAAGAGUCAGAAUUUGUGCUUAUUUUAAGAUUAGUGUGACGUUGAGCGGUUAGUCAUGCAGCGUGGAGAAUUUAGAUCUGGAGUUAGGAAAUGAAUGUAAGUUAGGGGAGCGUAACACACGAGUGUAACAAAUCAUGCAUGUGUGUUUUGAGUUCCUGUCGAUUGGCGCCCGAGGCGACCGUUCUCCUUAUAGCGGGGAUGGAUGAGCUGCACUCCCAGGGCUCUCUUCCCCUCCGGCUUCACAUGAAAGCUGGCUGAUUUUCAUCAAAGCCUCCCCUCACCUUUUUGUCGUGAGGUUGCUGCCGCAGAGACGCCGCCGCUCUCAUGCAGCAGGUGCAGGAUUCAUACCUGUUUUUCUGUUUUCAUUUCUUUUCUCUACGAGCUUAAAUUGCAUUCAGUUAAAUCCAUCCUUGCAAACUGUUCUUCUAGAUUUAAUAUUGACCCAAACCUGUUUUAUUUUUCCAAAACCCCUUCGGCACCUUCUGUGUCGUGUUCCUCACGAAAACGUGGCGGAAGACGGACGCUCGAGGAAACGCAGACAGACGCGUGAAAAGGAAGAUCCUGCUUCGUCAAUAAUGCGUUUCCUCUGGGUGUGUUUGUGCCCCGGAGGGGAGGAGGGGAGCGCCGCCGCGGCUGUAUGGAUCUGGAAAUCCAAACACUCUGUAUGAGCACAGGUGGUGUAGCAAAGAUUACCAGGCUCUCACUCUCAGCUCAGGUGUUGGAGGCUGAAAGCCACUGAGCUUCACUGCAAUAUUAAUUCAGCAGAGACGACUCGCGGGUCAUUAUUGUCUCAGUAUUACCUGCAUUUUGAAUAAUGCAUCUCUGCGACUCUCACUGUUGAGAGGUGCAGAAAUGUUCUGUUUGCAGCUCAGAGCUGCUCGUGUACUGACAGUGUUUGCGAUUACUGUAAACUACAUUUUUGUUAUCUUGAAAAAACCCCAAUGUGUUAUUCAAAUUAAUAAUAAUCAAACGAUGUGGGGAAAUUAAUUCGUUUUUCAUAAUCAAACCACUCCUUGUCCAGUAAAAUUCAUGAUGUUAUCAUUCAGUUUAUUCUUCAAGUGAUCAAAUAGGGCCAAAUAUGGCCCCAGCAGUAUAUUUAAAUGUGAGUCGUGUAGCACGAUUUACUGCUGCAGAAGCCUUGAUUUUCAGUAUUUCUGCACAAAAAAUUUAAUGUGAUGCACCUAUAUACAAGAUGUAUGUUUAGGCUUUGUUUUAAACAGGUAGUAACUAAUACCCUGCAUGACAACUUCAUUAUAAUUUGUUGGGUCUCUGCAUUCAUGUGGAUGUUCCUACAACAUGCACCACCCACCUAAACAUUUUUACAGAUCAAGUCCACCUCCCCAAUGACAACAGCCUUCUCUGGCGAGACAUACACUCUGAAACACUCCAAAAGCAACUCAGGAACACAUCAACGAAUAUAACAAAGACCUUCGAUCUCCACCAAAUCAAGAACUGGUUCCAGAUGCUACAAGACGCCCUGAGAGUGCUCUGUGUCCACACACGGAGCUGUUUUGGUGACAUAAACAGGACCUAAUAUUGGUUUGAUUGGUAUAUGUCAUAAUCCAAAUUGCUGUUGGAGGUGGUUCCUGAACACUUUUACUUUGCAGUAACACCACUCACUUUAGAUCAAUUCAUUCUUUUAGAAAUGUUUCUAAAGGCAAAGCUCACAGUCAGGUGCUUGAUUUUAUACACCUGUGGCAAUGAGACUGAAACACCUGAAAUUAAAGAUUAAGG